Molecule: messenger RNA, 4343 nt
Organism: Wasmannia auropunctata (little fire ant)
Lineage: Eukaryota; Metazoa; Arthropoda; Insecta; Hymenoptera; Formicidae
Exons: 9
Coding region: 507-2567 (686 amino acids)
Source: RefSeq, a predicted model, not a curated record
AUAUAUAUAUAUAUUGUAAAAAUUAUAUAUAUUACUAAAAUUUCUCUGAAAUGUAACAUAUAACUUGAUGAGUUUUUCUUACGUCAAUGCUAUUUUCUCGCCUGUUUCGCAUUUAUUAGAAUAAAUUGUUGCACUGCCGUUUUAACCUAUGACUCGUUGGAUCUACGGUUCCGCGUGCCGAGAAUGUCAGACUAUCAGCUUGAGGGUUUCCUAAUCAAAACAAUUUGCUCGUGAGCUUUGAACUUCAAAAGUGACCUGCCGUGUCUGGACAGUAAUCGGAAUCGGGACAGUAUCGUGGAAUCGUAUUAUAAAAUAUAGAUUAAUCGUCGAAAUAUAGCACAGUGUUUGCGCUUGAAAUUUGGCUAUUUGGCACAUAUUCAGUAAAAUUUUAUUUUAUACCGUGACCUCAGUUCAAGAAUUUUUGGAUUUCAUUAACUUCGGUGUGCGAUUCUGUUUCGAUAAAUUUCAGAAGAAACUGUACAAGCCUUUGUUCUACGAGAUAAACGAUGGAUGACGUGAAUAUUCACGAAAUAUGUUUCGGUUUAGACGAGCAAUCGGACGAGGAUGAGGAGGAUUGGAUCAAAUUAAGCUGGAUCAACAGUCAAAGUGUUGACAAGGAAAAUUUUCAAUCACCACAGAGGGAUUCGGAUAACGAGAUAGCGCAGACGAAGGAUUACGAUGAUAAAGUACCCUUUACAAAUGCAGAACCAGAAGAUAUAUCCGACGGUAUAUCAGUCAUAACGGAAAGCGACAUAGAUGCUGUCAAUACAAAUCUCCAAAUUUGUCAAUUUGUCGAUCGUAAGCCAUGCAGGCAAAUGCUGGAAAGAAGUAUCUGGAACAUUCUCAUUGCUUGUGUACUUGGUAUAAUUAUCGGUUUGGUUCUCAGUCACCUUUUCACAAUUCCUGAAACUCAUCCGGUCUCAAAUGCUGAAAGUCUCGAGACUGCAAGUCGUAACAUUGUCAAUACUUGCAAGGAAUUGACAGACGUGAAAACUAUGUUGAACGAGAUUAAAACGCAUAUGCCAACUGACAGGAAGAUUACGGAGCAACUUUUUGCGCAGUUUUCCGAAAUUUCCGAUUUCUCUAAAGCAAAUGGUAAACCUAUUGUGGUUACCAAAGAAUUUUUCAAUUCUACUCCACGUCCGUUGGAUCAACUUCAGGCAUCUCUACGUGUACUAUCAUCGUUGGCAGUUAUCUACGACGAUAAUAAUUUGAAAAAUGAAAUAAAUAAGACACUGGAUAUUGUAAACAGUACAGAAGCAUUCUAUGACACACUGGCGUUAUUUACUAAUAGCACACAAGAUGAGUACAAACCUGUUGUUUUGAACUUUUUGCAGCACAGCAAUGAUAAGAUGCAUACUACUUCUAAGCUACUUCUCUCUGACUUAGCAGAAAAAGUGAGCAAGAUAACAUCAAAAGUGUAUAACAAAUAUGCUAAAGAUGGGCACAAAUUGAAUAAGAAAUUGUGUCAUUUGAAAAGUAUACUACCCGACGAUAAGCUUUUAAAACAAUUGACCGAGAAUAAUCAGCUGUUGAAAGAUUAUGACAAGUCUUGUUUCUCAAACGAUACGAAAGAUUUAAAUGACAGAACGACUGCGAAAGGAAAUACAAAGAUCAAGAAUACAAAGUAUGUCAGAGAAACCGAUGAUAAAGUAUUGCACGCAAAAUAUGAUAAAAAGAAUACUCAUAAAAUUCAUGAUAAUAAUAAAGAGAACUCUUCGAAAGAUAAAAAAAAUAAGCAAAAUGUAGAAAAAUCUAUUCCUAUGAAGAUUUUGCAAAAUGCCGGCCGUAAGAUACAUAAUACCUCUCAGUUACUGAUCUCUAAGGUAGUAGAAAAUACGAUCAAAUUAAGACAAGAAUUGAACAAGAAGCUACAACACUUGAAAGACAUACUACCAAAUAGUGGUGAAUUCUUAAAACAAUUGAUGGAGGAUGAUGAAGGAGACAAUAAAGGGUCGAAGUACGAAGGAAAGAAUGAUGACUCACAAUCAAAUGUAAUACAAAAAAAUAGUUUCGAUAAUAUUUUAAUGCCGCUGAAGCAUACGUGUCCACUUUCAACCGAUUAUUGUCCGAAGUUUAAUAUUAACACGAGCGCAUUUGACACCGUACCAAAUCAUAAGACAAAGAAUUAUAAACAUAAGAAACAUGAUGCAAAUAGCAAGAAAACUGUAAUGGAUUAUGAAAAUUCUGCAAAAACUUUACCUGCAGAAGGAAAAGGCGGGUCAACGAAGAAAGAUUGUUUUAAAUCGAAUGAGCCUACCAAAAAGAUCGUUAAUGACAAAGCAAAUUAUGAAGAAAACGAUAUAUCCUCUCAAAAUAAAAUAAAGGACUAUAAAUCAGAGCACACUGUUAACUAUCGUAAAUCUAAACAUCCUUCGUUCGACAGUCGCGCAAUGAAGCAAGAUAAUCAGCACUAUACAAAUACGGACAAAAGGAGCGACAGCAAAAGGUAUUAUGAGUAUAGAGAGUAUAGGAAACAACGGCAGCUUGACGAUUCUGAUUGGUAUUUUCGACGAGUUCAUGCUCGUAGAAAUGCACGAAGACAUGCAGAAUAUAUAUAUCAUUAGGAUACCAAAUGCUUUUGGAUAAACUGUUGAUAAAUUGUAAAUUGUCGACACAGAUAUAUGCAGAGAGAUGUAUGGGAUAUUUUUGCACACAUAUUUUUCUUGUGUACAUAAAAUAUCCCGUAUCAACGCAUAUUCAACACUCUUAAAUAUUCCUUGAAUAUCCAAAUGAUGUGUAUGUAAAUAUCCAGACAUCGAAAUAUUUAUUAAUAUUGUGACAGAUAUCUAUACUGGAAAGAAGAAUCCAAAAUCGAAAAAAAAAAUUAGGACUUUUAGAAAUUAUAGAUAUCGUACCUCAAACAGAGAAAAGGAAAUACAAGAGAAAUUACAUCAUCAGAGAUAUACGACAAAUAGAAUAUGGUGCGUAUUGUAUCUCAUGUACUAUAUUAUAUUUACUCUUGUAGUUUCUGAAAUCUUUCUUUGAAAAAUUAUAUUUUCUUAACGAGCUACAUAUGAUUUCACGUAUAUUUACGUGUUUUAUAUAUAUAACUUUAUAUAAAAAUUAAUAAAUUUAACGAAUAUUUGGAAAUUUGACAUAAUGGAUAUUCAAGAACAUUGGAAGCUUACAGGAAUUAUCUGUAAUAUGUCGUCUGUAAUAGCAUCAGUAUGUAUGUGUUUUGCAGUCUCUAUUGCAAUGUGAUAUGAAAGAGUAUGCAUUUCGAGCGAUUUAGCGAGUACACGAGGAUUAUUGAUAAUCUUUAAGCAGAAAAAAGCAACGGUCGGUUUUAUUAUUUCUCAACAAACCUGUUUUUAUUAAAAUUGUGGCUUUAAUUAGCAUUAAUAUUGAAGAAUAAAUUAUGCUUCGAUUUUGACUUUGGAUAAAGGGUUUGUUUUUUUAAUAGUGGCAGGAGGAACAAGAUUAGGCGUACUAUAACUUGUAGGAAACGAAGAUUUUUUUCAAAUAUUCGAUUUGAUUUUGGAUAAAAAUCUGGUUUCUUGGAUAGUGGCAGGAUUAUGCAUAAUUUAUAUUAUGUUACAAAAAAUAGAAUUAUUAACUAUUUCAAAUUUAUGAAUUAAUCAAUCACAGAAUAUUUAAGGUUUCAUUGUUCUACAAUUUCAUAAAUUUCUCAUGUAACGGAAGCGUAGCAAAUUAUAAAUUUAAAUGAUUAUAUAACAUUAUGGGUCAAGCAUAAUCAUUAAUAUGAAAAAAGUUAACUCACAAUUAAACAAUUUUACGGAUUCUUAUAGUUUAGAAGACCAUGAAAUACUCUUAUGUACUACAUCUUGUAAGAAAUGAAGAUUUUUUUCAAAUAUUUAAUGUAAAAAGAUCAACCGUUAUUUUCUUCUGAUUAAAAUAUGUCCCAAAUUUUUUCUCGGACACUAAUACCAUUUCGACGAUAAUCUUCAGCAAGUAAAAUUAAGUGAAAAGUAAACUCAACGAUUCCUGCGUGCUCCCCAAAUCUCUCGAAGUGCAUUCUCUUGUUGCGUAUGCCAUUAAUGAAAUGAAUCUCAUUAGUAGUAAAAAGAUUAAGGUGACGUAGAUAGGAUCUCUGAACUCGCAAUCAUUUUCGCGCAAAUUCUAUGUGCAAUUCGGGCGCAUCAAGGAGAGUAACAUGUAUGUCAUGACAAUGAUGCUGUGAUUGUGGUGAACCAAGUGGUGGUCUCGACGAGAGUACGACAUUGACAAAGCGACCUCGUCUAUUUAAUAGUAUUACCUUAAACUGAGUCGCCCCCUCCCCCCCGUGUAUAGUAACUUUCUACCAUCUCGCGCGGAACAGUAUAUAGAGGUAACAAAGUGAUAAAAUGAAGUUAUAUGUUUAGAUAAGUAAGAGAUCAAAA